Dictyostelium discoideum AX4 is the source of this 1380-nucleotide messenger RNA. RefSeq names its product heat shock protein DnaJ family protein. Lineage: Eukaryota; Evosea; Eumycetozoa; Dictyosteliales; Dictyosteliaceae. The record is from RefSeq and is a predicted model, not a curated record. Bases 1 to 1380 code for a protein of 459 amino acids. The transcript has 2 exons.
AUGGUAAAAGAAAAAGAAUAUUAUGAAAGAUUAGGUGUUAAACCAGAUUGUACAGAAGAUGAAUUAAAGAAAGCAUAUAGAAAGAUGGCUGUUAAAUACCAUCCAGAUAAAAAUCAAGGACCAGGUAAAGAUGCAGCCGAAGCAAAAUUUAAAGAUAUUAGUGAAGCAUAUGAAGUUUUAAGUGAUCCAGAGAAGAGAAAGAUGUACGAUAGUUAUGGUUCUGAAGGUAUGAAGGAGAGUGGUUUCCAUGCAUCAUCAGCUGAAGACCUCUUCUCACAUUUCUUUGGUGCAGGAGGUGGCGGUGGUGGAUUUAGUUUCGGAGGUGGUGGUGGUGAUGAUUUUGGUGGAUUUAGUUUUGGUAAUAUGGGAGGUAUGGGCGGCAUGGGUGGCAUGGGUGGUGGUCACAAGAAGAGAAGAAAGGGUGAAGAUAUUGAACAUGAAAUGAAUAGAAGUUUGGAAGAAUUAUAUAAUGGAAAAUUAGUUAAGAUUUCAAUUAGUAGAGAUGAAGUAUGUAAAACCUGUAAAGGUAGUGGUAGUAAUAAACCUGGUGUAACCACAACUUGUCCAACAUGUAAUGGUAGUAGAUACGUUUUCCAAAAGAAACAAGUGGGUCCAGGUAUGAUACAACAAGUUCAAACAGCAUGUCACACAUGUCAUGGUACUGGUGAAAAGAUAAAAGAAGAGGAUAAAUGUAAAGAAUGCAAAGGUAAAAGAGUUAUACAAGGUAAGAAGAUCGUACAAUUCCAAGUCGAGAAAGGUACUAGAGAUGGCGAAAGAAUCAUGUUACAAGGUCAAGGUUCCGAGUAUCCAGGUGUACCACCAGGUGAUGUAAUCAUUACAAUUCGUGAGAAACCAAAUGUAAAUUUCAAGAGAAAUGGUGAUAAUUUAAUCUACACCAAACGUUUAAAAUUAUUAGACUCAAUCGCUGGUAGUCAAUUCAUUAUAAACACAUUGGAUCAACGUAAACUUUGGGUCAAUCAUGAGAAAGGUGAUAUAAUUAAGCAAGGUGAUAUGCGUUACAUAGAGAAUGAAGGUAUGCCAAUUAAAGGUACCUCUAGAAAAGGUAAAUUAAUCAUUGCUUUUGAUAUUGAAUAUCCAUCGAAUCUUACAAAUGAUGAUAUUGAAAAACUCUCUAAAAUCUUACCAAAAGCUGCCACCCCUUCUGUUUCAAAAUCUGAUUGUAAAUCGGUUGGUCUCUCAAAGGUAAACUUUAAUACCAACGAACAAAGUUCUCAUGGUGGUGCUGGUGGUGCUUAUCAACAACAUGGUGGUGCUUAUGGUCAUCAAAAACAACAACAACAAGGUUUUAAUCCUGCUGAUUUUGGUGCUCAAUUUGGUGGUGGUGGUCCACAACAAGCACAACAGUGUCAACAACAAUAA